Messenger RNA from Auanema sp. JU1783, 1806 nucleotides. The record is from the annotation of a GenBank genome assembly. NCBI's taxonomy places the organism in Eukaryota, Metazoa, Nematoda, Chromadorea, Rhabditida, Rhabditidae.
AUGGGAUAUAAAAUUUUCUUAUUUCAUUGUUUUUCCAUUGGCUAUGCAGCAUAUUUUUCGCAGUUUUCUUUGCGAAAGCCUGAUCAUGAUCCAUGUUAUGAUCAAAGUGGCCGACCUAUACGUUGUGUACCAGAGUUCAUUAAUGCAGCAUUUGGCAAGCCUGUUGUUGCCACAAGCACUUGUGGAAUGAACGGCGAAACGAGAUAUUGCUUUCCAACCAAAGAUAGUGAAAAAGCUUGCUCUGUUUGUAAUUCUCAAGAUAGAUCACUAUCACAUUCUGCCAGCCUUUUAACGGAUAUGAAUAUGCAAGGAAAAACGACAUGUUGGCUGUCUGAGCCUACCGAUAGUAUUGGAAGUGUUAAUUUGACACUUUCGUUGGGAAAAAAAUUUGAAUUGACUUAUGUAUCAAUGCAAUUCUGUCAUCAAACUCCUGAUUCAAUUGCUUUGUUCAAAUCAGCUGAUUAUGGUAAAAGCUGGACACCCUAUCAGUAUUAUUCAUCUGAUUGCUUGGCUGUGUACAACAAAUUCCCCGAUGCUCUUAUAUCCAAACACAAUGAGCAGGAAGCUAUCUGCACUGAUAUCCGGUCUGUAUCGCCAACAGGAAACAAGAUUGCAUUCCCCUUAAUUGAAAAUCGCCCAUCUGCUCUCAACUUCGAAGCAUCUCCUGUUUUGCAAGAUUGGGUAACUGCUACUGAUAUCCGGGUAGUAUUUACUCGUCUCAAACCUAAUAUGAUUUUCAACGAUAACAGUAGCAGUUUGUUGGAAGAGUAUGAUGACUUAUCGACCAAUUUCUAUUCUAUGGGGGAUUUAGCUGUUGGAGGAAGAUGUAAGUGCAAUGGACAUGCUAGUCGUUGCAUUGUCGACAAAAAAGGAAAAUACUCAUGUGAUUGUCGUCAUAAUACAGCCGGAACAGAAUGUGAAACCUGUAAACCAUUCUAUUUUGACAAACCCUGGGGUCGUGCAACAUCCAGAAACGCCAAUGUCUGUUCAGUAUGCAAUUGCAAUAUGCAUGCCAAGAGAUGCCGGUUUGACAAUGAAAUAUUCAAAAUGAGUGGAUACAGAAGUGGUGGUGUUUGCAUUAACUGUAAACAUAAUACUAUCGGACGUAAUUGCCAUCUGUGCAAACCAGGUUACUAUAGGGAUUCAACCUCGCCACUUACCAGCCGUAGAGCUUGCAAAGGUUGUCAGUGUCAUCCAGUUGGUUCACUUGGACGCAGCUGCAAUCAAGAGACAGGUCAAUGUGUUUGUAAGGACGGAGUAGCUGGCUUGACAUGUAACAGAUGUGCCAAAGGUUAUCAACAAAGUCGUUCAUCUGUCAAUCCUUGCAUUAGAAUACCGGACAAAAAUGCAACUUUACUCUUGCCUUCAGUAGGAUCUCAUGAACAACAGAAACCUCGCGGCAUUUGCGAAAAAUGUCGUGAAUUCAAGAAAGUUACUCAAAGGAAAUUCUGUACUAGAGAUUCUGUUCUCAAAGUGAUGAUAAUGAAUAAGGAGAAUGAACAUAACUGGAUUAAGUAUUCGAUUCUUGUUGAGAAUAAUUUCAAGUCAACAAAUGAUACCCGAAAUCUAUCAUCUUUAUGGCUACCAACCAGCUUCCAAGCUUGUAAAUGUCCGAAAAUUCGAGUUGGAAAACAUUAUCUUGUUCUGGGCAUGAGUUCACGUGAUAUCGAUAGCACUAAAUUGGUUUACGAUUCAAAGAUGAGUCUGGUCGAAUGGAAUCUUCAGAAUGAGGAAAAAAUGACACGAUUCCAAUUGAACACAAACAAGAAUUGCAAGCAUCACAAACAUUCCCGCAUUCAUCGAUAA